Entrophospora sp. SA101 is the source of this 354-nucleotide messenger RNA. The record is from the annotation of a GenBank genome assembly. NCBI's taxonomy places the organism in Eukaryota, Fungi, Glomeromycota, Glomeromycetes, Entrophosporales, Entrophosporaceae.
AUGGCCUCAAUAUCUAACAUCACACGUCGUAUAUUAUCACGUAGACGUAAUUCUACCAGUUCAAAUUCAAGUCGAUUAUCCAUAUUCGAUUCCAAUAGUAGCAGUAAUGAUAAACUAUCUGCAAUGCCCGGUUCAUAUCCUUUUCGUUCCGAUGAAAAUAGUAUACGAGAAAAUUGUGAACUUGAAAAUGAAUCUACUUCAACUGAUCUAGUUAUAUGGCAAAAGUUACGUCGUAACGUUUCAACUCCGAAUUUUCAACAACGUCAUUUAACUCAACAUAAUCUACUCUACAUUCUUGAUAAAAAUCUUCCACCGAUCCCUGUUGUUGGUACACGAAGGCGUAAAGAAUUAUAG